Messenger RNA from Notechis scutatus (mainland tiger snake), 1035 nucleotides. The record is from RefSeq and is a predicted model, not a curated record. NCBI's taxonomy places the organism in Eukaryota, Metazoa, Chordata, Lepidosauria, Squamata, Elapidae.
UCUGCUUCCUUCCUUCUUCCCAGCACCAAGAGAGUGGAUCAUUCAAACACCCGACUGUCUACCCAGCUUGACCGCAACCCCGGUGCCGAUGACAACAACCUGAACUCCAUCUUUUACGAGCACCUGACCCGCUCGUUGCAACACACCCUCUGCGGGGACCUGGUGUUGGGCCGCUGGGGCAAUUACACCACGGGGGACUGUUUCAUCCUGGCCUCGGAUUACCUGAACAGCCUCGUUCACCUCAUCGAGAUCGGCAACGGCCUGGUCACCUUCCAGCUGCGAGGCCUCGAAUUCCGCGGAACGUACUGCCAGCAGCGGGAGGUGGAGGCCAUCACGGAAGGCGUGGAAGAGGACGAAGCCUGUUGCUGCUGUGAGCCGGGCCACCUUCCCCGCAUGCUGAGCUUCAACGCGGCCUUCGGGCAGCGCUGGCUGGCUUGGGAAGUGGCCGCCACCAAGUACGUCCUGGAGGGUUACAGCAUCAGCGACAACAACGCGGCCUCCAUGCUCCAGGUGUUCGACCUGCGGAAGAUCCUCAUCACGUACUACGUGAAGAGCAUCAUCUACUACGUGACCUGCUCCCCGAAGCUGGAGGAGUGGAUGGGGAACGAAGGCAUCCAGGAAGCCCUCCGGCCUUGCACCGCCCUCAACUACGCCGACAGCGACCCCACCUUCAACCUGAACAUCGACGAAGACUACGACCACCGCAUGGCGGGGAUCUCCCUGGCUUCUUUCUGCAACAUCUACCUCGACUGGAUUCAGUACUGCGCCGGGCGCAGGGAGAAGGCCGUGGACCGGGAGUGGAAUUCCCGCCUGGUCACCCUGUGUUUCGGGCUUUGCAUCCUGGGCCGCAGAGCCCUGGGAACCGCCUCCCACAGCAUGUCAGCCAGCCUGGAGCCCUUCCUCUACGGUUUGCAUGCCCUGUUCAAGGGCGACUUCCGAAUCACGUCGCCCCGGGACGAAUGGGUCUUUGCCGACAUGGAUCUUCUGCACCAGGUGGUGGCGCCUGGCGUGCGCAUGUCCCUGAAGCUGCAUCAG